AUUCCAACAUGAAGGGCUAUAUUCAUAGCAUUUCUCCAGUGAAAAAUGCAAAAUCCUCCAACAGAAGGUACUUCAAUUUCAUAGUGCAGGAAAAGGAGAGCGUGGUUCGUGCUGUAUGUUUUACACCAACUAAACACACAGAGCUUCAUACUUUGCAGCAGACGAAAUCUCCAGUAAGUGUAUCCAACUUUGUCAAAACAUCUCAAGGUGAUGAUGUCAUCUUCAACCACUAUACAAAAAUAACCCCUUUGGAUUCAACCAAGGUCGACUUUGUGUAUUCCGACAAGUUAUCAACAACAGAAAUGGUAAAGAGCAUUUCAGCUUGUAAUGAGUUAGCCAAUGAACAACUCAUCUCGUUAAAAGCACAAGUGGUGCAAAUUACCGGUGCGAAAAGGAUUCAUACUCAGCAUCAAG
This is a messenger RNA of Paramuricea clavata, 414 nucleotides long. NCBI's taxonomy places the organism in Eukaryota, Metazoa, Cnidaria, Anthozoa, Malacalcyonacea, Plexauridae. The record is from the annotation of a GenBank genome assembly.